CCACCUCCACUGCCCCAGGGGCCUCCCCUCAGGAGACGUACGCGACGCCCUUUGACAGGCCCAGAAGGGGUCAGGAGCCGCCUUCCCUGUGGGCUCCGGGCCAAGGGGAGCGCGCGCCUCGGGCCUGGGUCGCCCGGAGCUCCCGCCUCGCCCCCGCUCGCUCGGUCAUGGGCGCCGCCGGCUCCUCGGCUCUGGCCCGCCUCGGCCUCCCCGCGCCGCCCCGGUCCCGCUGGCUGGGGGUGGCCGCGCUGGGACUGGCCGCCGUGGCGCUGGGGGCCGUGGCCUGGCGCCGCGCGAGGCCCCGGCGGCGCGGGCGGCUGCAGCAGGUGGGCACCGUGGCGCAGCUCUGGAUCUACCCGGUCAAGUCCUGCAGGGGGGUGCCGGUGAGCGCGGCCGAGUGCACGGCCAUGGGGCUGCGCAGCGGCCACCUGCGGGACAGGUUUUGGCUUGUGACCAGCGAGGACGGGAACAUGGUUACCGCUCGACAGGAACCUCGCCUGGUCUUGAUUUCCCUGACCUGUGAGGGUGACACCCUGACCCUCAGUGCACCCUACACGAAGGACCUGCUGCUGCCCAUCAAGAUACCCCCUACAAAUGCAGUGCAUAAGUGCAGAGUGCACAGCCUGGAGAUCGAGGGCAGGGACUGUGGCGAGGAGGCGGCCCAGUGGAUAACCAGCUUCCUGAAGACGCGGCCCUACCGCCUGGUGCACUUCGAGCCUCACAUGCGACCGAGAAAUUCUCACCAAAUAAAGGAUGUGUUCCGGCCCACAGACCAGAUUGCUUACCCAGAUGCCAGCCCAUUUUUGAUCUUUUCUGAGGCAUCAUUGGCAGAUCUGAACUCCAGGCUGGAGAAGAAAGUUAAAGCCACAAACUUCAGGCCCAAUAUCGUGAUUUCAGGGUGUGGUGUCUAUGCAGAGGAUUCGUGGCAUGAGCUUCUUAUCGGUGACGUGGAACUGAAAAGGGUGAUGGCUUGUUCCAGGUGCAUUUUAACCACAGUGGACCCAGACACCGGGAUCAUGGACAGGAAGGAGCCGCUGGAGACCCUGAAGAGUUACCGCCUGUGUGACCCUUCUGAGCAAAAGUUGUAUGGAAAAUCACCUCUCUUUGGACAGUAUUUCGUUCUGGAAAACCCAGGGACAAUCCAAGUGGGAGACCCUGUGUACCUGCUGGACCAGUAAGAGGAAUCCUAUGUCCUGGACUAUCAGAUGCCUUAAAAAAAAUGUCCUCAAAAAUGCCAACCCUUGAAGCACAGAGUUUUGGAACUGACACCUCAGCGUUUUCUUUAGAUCUGUGAUUGCCAAGUUUGUUGUCUUUUGGACUUCCUUGCAUCUCAAUGUUUCCAGUGUCCCAGUGCCCAAAACAAAGCAAUAUAGUCUUGGUAACUUAACAGGACUUCUGUAAGUCACUUAAAUGACAAGAUGCGGUUCUGAAAAUCCCUUGUUUAACUAUGAUUGUGGAAUAAUUCUUUCUCCUUCUCCAUUCUCCUACCCAGAGGGCUAACCUCCAUCAUCUCAUUACUGCUUCCUAAGGAAAGAGGGGAGAAGAGAAAGAGGAAGAGUGGGCAAGUGAGAAGAAUGUUCUGGAAUGCUCUAUUACCUCGUGCAUGGGGCAUGCAAUGGAAAUUAAGUAGUUCCCCAAAUAAGGCUGGAACGUCACUUCCCGUUUCACCUCAAGCCCUAGACUAGCUUUUGAAAGGGCAUAAAGAGCCUAACUUUCAGGAAACACUUCAGAUGUUAAUUUUCCAUCAACGUCUUGGAUCUGGUAAUAUUGCCUCUCAGACAGCAUCCAUGAGGAUUUGAUUGAUCCUUCAUAGCAUGCAGUGCCUCAGAGCUGUAGGGCAGCAGAAAUGUCAGGGGAGAAAAUCAACUCAUGAGAGCAACACUGCUGCCAGAUUGUGAUAUGGAACAUGUGAAAAGCAAGACAGACAAAAACGUCCUUGCCGCGAAACAAAAUAUCAAAUAUAUUUCAUUUAUGAUCCAAAACUUUCCCCAACAUGUGAGAGUGGACAGUAGCACCAGAAAGGGGAAGACCCCUAGUCAUGUUGUCUGAGAUGCUGUUUGAUGGUGCCCAGGGAAAUGAUGGUGCCCUUCUUGAUAUCAGAGCAAAACGAAAUGAUCUUGAAAGGAGAGGAAGCACUGACUGGUGCUGAAUGACAGCUCAGUCCACGCUGUUGAAAAGAUUGAAACAUGUGGAUGGGGUUUAGUUUUCUAUACUAGAAAUUUUUUUUGAAAAAGCAGGUGGGGUACCCUCCAGGAGCCUUCUGCUUCUCUGCUGUAGGUGUUUGAUUUCCUUAAAGCAUAGCUGUGCUCUCAUGGAGUCCUCCUGGAUCCUGCUGGUCCCAUCAACUCAUGGCUGAGUGCUUGUCCUCCAAUUCAGGGCGGAAAGUUCUAGAGUCCAUGGAUAAGAAGAAACAUGAUUGUGUGAUUUAAAAUAAACCACUGAAAACCUUUCAAAGGAGAAAGGAAAGCAUAUGUCACUUCAUUUAAGAACCAACAUCUCAUUUUUCUACUGAUCGAAUUAUAAUCCUCUGAGAUCUCAUGAAGUAUAUCUUUUAUUGCCGCUUUGUCAAUUUUGAUUGUGUUAGGAAGCUGACUAAAUCAUGAUGAAAUGUUUCAAAACCGCAAAUAAAUGGAAGCCGCUUUGAAUACUUUCAGAUAUUACUAACCUCUUGGCACAGAGUCAGGCUUUGAAGCUGACUGAUGUGGAUGGGCAAAGCCAAUAAUUCUGCCGCUGGACCAGAGCUGAGUCUCUUACAAAUGGACCCGCCUACAAAUGAGCAUUCCUAGGUGAACACCCAUCUUUGAAGGAUUUGAUUGUCAAGUAAACAUGCUUUUUACCAAAAGGUGGGCAUUUUUCCACUUUGAUUUUAUAGAAGAGGUUAGUAAUCAACUGGAAUCUCGCCUAGCUCUGAAAUAAAGUUACAAAUGAACAGG
Equus quagga is the source of this 2933-nucleotide messenger RNA. RefSeq names its product mitochondrial amidoxime reducing component 1 (gene MTARC1). The record is from RefSeq and is a predicted model, not a curated record. Gene Ontology annotation, cellular component: mitochondrial inner membrane. The coding region runs from base 168 to 1178 and encodes 336 amino acids. Gene Ontology annotation, biological process: nitrate metabolic process. Gene Ontology annotation, molecular function: molybdenum ion binding; pyridoxal phosphate binding; nitrate reductase activity. The transcript is spliced from 7 exons. NCBI's taxonomy places the organism in Eukaryota, Metazoa, Chordata, Mammalia, Perissodactyla, Equidae.